Ostrinia furnacalis (Asian corn borer) is the source of this 3706-nucleotide messenger RNA. RefSeq names its product DIS3-like exonuclease 2. NCBI's taxonomy places the organism in Eukaryota, Metazoa, Arthropoda, Insecta, Lepidoptera, Crambidae. The coding region runs from base 204 to 3143 and encodes 979 amino acids. The transcript is spliced from 4 exons. Gene Ontology annotation, cellular component: P-body. Gene Ontology annotation, molecular function: RNA binding; 3'-5'-RNA exonuclease activity. The record is from RefSeq and is a predicted model, not a curated record. Gene Ontology annotation, biological process: miRNA catabolic process; mRNA catabolic process.
UAACUUAAGAACCUAUCUAUAUCUAUCUACUUAUGGUCCCUCUACAUAUAUAAAUAAAUUGACUUGAGUGGUGAACAGUGCUGUUUUGAUUUCAUUUGUUAAUAAUUGUUGUAGAUACUGCUUGAUUGUAGAGUGCAGGUUCAGUUUUGAAAUUAGACAGGAAGAUUACAUAUUGGUAUAUUAUAAAAGAUCAAGGCUUAUUAAUGGAUGAAUCCACAUCAAGCGGUAAUGCGGUGGAGGGAAAUAUUGACACACCAUCGACUUCGUCCACGUCGCAGCCACUUCGAUCGAAAUGCUCCGUAAACAAUAAGAAAAAGGAAAACAAUGCAUCACCGAGUAAGAAAUCACCAAAGAAAUCGACAAAUUCAAAGCAAAAACAAGAUGCGAACUCUCGGCAGAACAGUACCACUUCUGUGGAAGAUAUUACAAAUCAUUGUGAAAAUAUAAACAUUAGCAGUGGGACUGAGGCCGUGGCUUUGACUGCGGUGCAAGUUGAUAAACCUGCGUCUCCAAGAAAAAAGAGCGCCAAAAAGAAAGAGAGGUUAAAACGAUUACAGAUACCAGGUACUAGUGAUAGUGGACAAGCACAAACACAAAUGACGCCCAACACCCAAGCCAAUGGUAUGAUACCCAUUCAAGAAUUAUUUGCAAGAUAUGCAAAUGCACAGAUAGGUGCAAGUAGCAGUUCGAGCUAUUUACAAAAUAUGACUCAUCACCCUCAUUUUCAAUACAUGCACAAUGUGCAGGUAGGAGAAAUGUUUCAAAAUUUGCAAAGUCCAGUAAGUGCUCCUAACACACCAUUGGUGUACAUGACAAACAGAGCCAACCACAGGGGAUUCCCUUCCCCUGUCAUGUUGUCUGAGCCAAACACCCCAAAAUUUCUACAAAAUGCUUUGCACCAUCCAUUGCUCAACUUGUCUAAAAAAGAUAGACUUAAUCAAUCUGGACACAAAUAUCCAAAUGUUGUAUCUGACAAAGUUAACUCUAAGAAGAAACAGAAGAGUGAAGAGAACAUUGAAGACAGAAAAUUUGAGCCUUACAUAUCAGCAGAGGAAGUAGAAGAGGGCUUAAAAAAUAAUACACUUAUUGAGGGUGUCUUGAGAAUAAAUCCUAAACAGUUUCAACACUCUUAUCUAUCAAGUAAUGAUCGUAGUGAACAGGACAUACUUAUUGACGGACUUAAAAACCGUAAUCGUGCAUUAGAAGCUGAUGUUGUGGUAGUAAAGCUAAUCGAAGAUACCACUGAAAAUGAAAAUGGAGGCGACAAUAAGCAAAAGAAAGGAAAAAUUGUUUAUAUAAAAGAAAAAGUACAUAACAGAACAUGUAUUGGAAAUUUAAAAUUAAUGGCUGACAAAAAUAGACAAAAGGCUCUAUUUAUUCCUCGUGACCACAGAAUACCAAGGCUUAAUAUACCAUUUACAAGUUGGCCUGAUAACUUCUAUCAGGAUUUUAAAAGGUAUGAGAAUACUUUAUUUUUGGCUAAAAUCCAAGACUGGUAUGAUACUAGAUUUGCUGUAGGUGUUAUUGUCUGUAAUAUUGGACAAUCUGGAGAUAUGAUCUCAGAGACCAAAGCUAUCUUGGCUCAGUCAGAUUUGGAUAUAACUCCAUUUGGACCUGAGGUGAGGCAUCUGUAUCCACGCCUUGACUACACUAUACCAGCUGAAGAAAUACUGAUCAGAGAAGACUGUCGGAGACUGUGUAUAUUCAGCAUUGAUCCUCCUAAUUGUAGAGAUAUUGAUGAUGCUGUCUCGUGCCGUGAACUGGAAAAUGGCAACUACGAAAUUGGUGUUCACAUUUCAGAUGUGACUCACUUUUUAACGGAGAAUACCCUCCUUGACGAAAAAGUAGCAGAAAAGGCUACUACAAUAUACAUGGUAGAGCGGGCUUAUCACAUGCUUCCGGAUGAUCUAUGUAUGUUAUGUUCACUGUUACCUGGAGUAGACAAAUUGGCUUUCUCAGUAUUUUGGGAAAUAAAUGACAAUGCAGAAGUGCUCACACAUAGAUUUGCCAAAACUGUCAUUCACUCAUGUUCCCAGUUAGCUUAUGAUCAUGCACAAGCGAUUCUUGAAGACAGAGAUGAUGCUGAAAGUAUUUUCCCUGAGACCUACAAUGGAUAUCAGUUCAAAGAUGUCUAUAAAUCUAUCAAAACUCUUGGCAAAAUCGCAGCAGUUUUUCGUAAUAGACGGUUUGAAGGUGGUGCAUUGAAGAUUGACCAACCUAAAGUUUCAUUUAGACUUAAUCCUGAGAAUGGUAUGCCUGAAUCAUUCUGUUUAUAUGAAAAUAAAGAAAGUCAUCAACUCAUUGAGGAGUUCAUGUUGCUUGCAAAUAUGACUGUAGCAAAUAGAAUUCAUGAGGAUCACCCUGAUUUAGCAUUUUUGAGGUGUCACCCUCCACCAAGUGGUUUCAUGUUAAGACAACUGGCAAACGCACUGCAACCUAUGGGCAUAAAACUGAAAAUAUCUUCAGCUGGUGCACUGCAUAAAUCAUUAUUGAAGCAUGCCUCUGAAGAUAGAGGCAAAGCUAUGGUAUUGAAUAUGUUGUGUGCGAAACCAAUGGCAAGGGCUAAAUAUUUUUGUGCCCAUGGUUGUGAUGAUGAUGAUUUCCUGCAUUAUGCUCUUAAUGUUCCACUUUACACGCAUUUCACGAGUCCUAUCAGAAGAUAUGCAGAUAUUAUGGUUCACAGAUUACUAGCUGCUAGUAUAAAAUUUAGGGACACACCUGAAUGGGAAGUUGACAAAGUGCGCAUGGUUGCUGCACAAUGCAAUAAACAGAAAUAUAACGCAAAAAAAGCUGGUGAAUUGUCAACUGAAUUGUACACUCUGAAGUACAUAGAGUUGCAUUCACCUCUAGUGAUUGAUGCUGUGGUAGUUGAAGUUAGAGAAAGAUACAUUGACACCAUACUCAUUGCUAUGGGAUUGAACAGAAGAAUAUUUUUUAAUAGUGAUUUUCCUGGAGAGUACAAAUGUAUUAAAAACGACGCCGGUGCUAAGCUUUCCAAAAUGGAGCUGACUUGGAAGAUAUCAGAUGACCUUCCAGAAAUAAAACAGACUAUAGAAGUGUUUUCUAUAUUAAAAGUUGAAUUGAUUAAAGGUGACGAUAAUACUAUGGUUAAAGUUGAAACCAAGCUUGCCAGACCCCAAUGAUUUUUUUCUAACUCUACAGUAGUUACCUAUUACUAUAGGUAUACUUAGCAGUAAACUACAGCGGCACUUUUAUAUUUUAUCAGUAUUUUAGAUGACAUCUGCAUGAAUUUUUAAAAUCAAUUUAUUUAUUGACUAUGUUUUUAAAUUUAGUACUAGGGAUCAGACUUGUGAUAUUGUAUCAUAUUGUAAAAUUCAUUUUUUAAAAGUACAAGCUGUAGUGUUUUUUCGAUAGCGUAAUUAAUUAUUUUUGGAGUAGAUACGCAAGCUCUUUGGUAGGAAUUUUAUAUGAUUGUUCUGAAAAUCUUGCCUUGUAUAUUUUAGCACAAUUUUAUAGUUUUUAUAUACUUGAGCACACAAUAUUGCUCACAAUAAUGUUUUAUUGUAACUUUAUUAUCAAUGGUUAAUAUUUGUCAUUGUUGUGUUGUUGUGGAAUAAAUGAUAAUGUUUAAUCGCAUAGUACAAGUAGCUAUUAAAAUAAAUUAGUUUAAGAUCAAAGCUCAAUCAGCUUGAAUGAGUGCGCCUCCCAAGGGUGAGAUAAAAAUAAAUUUAUAAAGAUUACUUAA